AUGACAGGAAGAAGAAAUUUGAUGACUACCCAUGUGAGCAUAAGUGGUAGUCACCACAGCGUCAAGAAUGGCAAUAAUACUAACCAAACGAAGAAUAAAGAUAAUGAUGACCAACUUUCCAAGGAAGAAAAAUUAAGAAAGAGAAGAGAACAAUUGGCUCUCUGGAGAGAGAAGAAGCAACAACAACAAGAGCGACAGCAGGAGGAGAGCAAGGAAGAGAAAGUAGAAGAGAAAGCUGAAGUAACUGAGAUCCCUUCAAAAGUGCCAACUGUAGUUAAGGAGGAACCUGAUGAAAAGAAGAGACUUCGACAACAACGUAUUGAAGAAUGGAAAAGAACCAGAGCCCAAAAGAGUAAUGAUAUACCAAAAGAGAUUCAGGGAAAGUCCGGAGGUUCUCUGAAGGCAGAUGUAAAGAAAACAACUAUUUUAAUCAGUAAGAAGAAAUUGGUUGUAAAUAAACCAAAAGGUAUUAAACGAAAAAUUCUGCUAGAUGAAGACGAGGAUGACGUUGACAAUUCUCAUAAACCAUUAUUCAAGAAACCUUCUCUUGACCAUCAUGGAUCUCAAGAUGUGGAUAGGAAAGACGAAACGUCGGAGGAUGAAUUGGAUGCAUAUUUGGCUUCUAUCGACAGUUCUCUUCCUGCAAGACCAAACCUGGAAGCGUCAACUGUGCAAUCUGUCAUAAUGGAAGAUGCGCAAGAUGAAAUUGGAAAUGAAGAAGAGAUGGAUGACGACGAGAAACAACAAGAAUUGUUAUCUUCCAAAUUGUCAAAAUUCCAGCAACAGAAAGGAAAGGAAUUGAAGCCGAUCGAUUAUUCCCAAGAAGCAUACGAACCAGUAAGAAAAAAAUUCUAUCAAGAACCCUAUGAACUUCUGAUUCUCACAGCUCAAGAAGUCGACAAUAUGAGACAAGAACUCGGUAUCCUCAAAUUCAAAUCACCUGGUUCUGAUUCCACAUUUACUCCAAUAUCUAAAUGGUCCCAUUUAGGUCUCCCUGCCAACCUAAGCAGUGUCAUCACCGACAAGCUCCAGUUCUCCCAUCCAUCAGCGAUCCAAGCCCAAGCACUUCCCGUGAUCAUGUCAGGAAGGGACGUCAUAGGGGUUGCCAAAACUGGGUCUGGGAAAACUUUGGCAUACGUCCUACCCAUGUUACGUCAUAUCCAAGAUAAGAGACCAAUACGGGAAGGAGAAGGUCCUUUGGCAUUAAUACUCUGCCCCACGAGAGAAUUAGCCCUCCAGAUCGUAAAAGAAAUCAACCACUUUGCUAGUGCCACCAAAUUUCGAGUUUGUUGUUGCUACGGUGGUUCUUCUAUCGAAACGCAAAUUAGCGAAUUGAAAAAAGGAGUCGAAAUAAUGGUUGGUACACCGGGCCGGGUUAUUGAUUUAUUAGCUGCCAAUGGUGGACGUGUGACAAAUUUAAAACGGACCACAUAUGUUGUGCUAGAUGAAGCUGAUCGAAUGUUUGAUAUGGGGUUUGAACCCCAAGUGGCGAAGAUAUACACUCAAAUCAGGCCCGAUUGUCAGACGGUAUUGUUUUCGGCGACGUUUCCGCGUAAGAUGGAGCAAUUGGCCCGGAAAUUAGUAAAACAUGAGGAUGCGGUGGAGAUUGUUGUGGGAGGUAUAAGUGUGGUUGCACCUGAGAUCAAGCAGGAAAUUAUCUUGUUUGAACCUGAAUCCGAAGAAGAAUAUAAAUCGCAAAGAAUGGAUAAAUUGUAUGAAAUCUUAAAUUCAUAUAUGGUAUCACAUCCAAAUUCAAAAAUCCUUAUUUUCGUUCAAAAGCAAAACGAUGCUGACGAAUUAGUCUCAACCUUAUUGGGAGCACAAUAUCCAUGUGUGGCUAUUCAUGGUGGAAAAGACCAGAUAGAUCGUAAGUUCGCCAUAAAAGAAUUCUCCGAUACGUCGAGCGGUAUGGAUAUUCUAAUCGCAACAUCUAUAGCUGCCAGAGGUUUGGACGUAAAAAGUUUAGGAUUGGUAAUUAAUUUCGAUCCACCUAAUCAUAUGGAAGAUUAUGUUCAUCGAGUUGGUAGGACCGGGAGGGCUGGGUCGAUGGGAAGAGCAAUUACUUUUGUAUCUAAAGAUCAAGAACAUGAAAUUGCAAACUUAGUGAAGGCUUUGACGUUAAGUAAACAGGAAGGUGUUGAUUCGAGAUUGGAGGAAGUGGCCGACAAGUUCUUUGGGAAGGUUAAACAGGGGAAGGAGAAAGUAUAUCUUGGGUUUGGUGGGAAAGGAUUGGAUAAGAUGAAGGAAGUGAGGGAGUCAAAGAUAAGGUUGGAGAAGAGUAUGUAUCAAGAAGAGCAUGAAAAGGAAUCUGGUGAACCAUUGGCUGGUCAAGAGCAACGGUCAAAUAGUGCAACUCCGUCUUCAGUUCCCUCUAUAUUGCCUGCAUUUGAAAUUAUUGAAGGUAAUAGUCCAGACACAUCAGGACCAGAUAAAUGUAAAUAUUAUUCUCGAGUUGUUAUCAAUGACCUUCCGCAAAAGGCAAGGUUGAAUAUUCUUAAUCGCGAGAACUUGUCAAAAAUAAUCGAUACCACCAGAACUUCGAUCACGACAAAGGGACAAUUCUAUGCACCUGGUCUGAAAUUGCCUCAGGAUAUCAAUGAAAACAUUGCGCAUGCUAAGCUUUAUUUGCUUGUUGAAGGAUUGUCUGAAUUGGCGGUACGGGAAGCUAAUAAUUUGAUUAGAGAUCGGAUGAUUGAAGGUUUGGAAAUGGCUAGUCAACAAGAAAACCUUGCUCCUAGUGGUAAGUAUACUGUGUAG
This is a messenger RNA of Hemisphaericaspora subhashii, 2757 nucleotides long. RefSeq names its product DEAD-box RNA helicase (gene PRP5). The transcript has a single exon. The coding region runs from base 1 to 2757 and encodes 918 amino acids. Gene Ontology annotation, molecular function: ATP binding; nucleic acid binding; RNA helicase activity. Gene Ontology annotation, cellular component: nucleus. NCBI's taxonomy places the organism in Eukaryota, Fungi, Ascomycota, Pichiomycetes, Serinales, Debaryomycetaceae. The record is from RefSeq and is a predicted model, not a curated record. Gene Ontology annotation, biological process: mRNA splicing, via spliceosome.